GCGGUAGGUAGGAUGCUGCCCAGCUCCAUCCAGAUUUCAGGGGAGCCGCUGUCAGGUGCCGAGGUGCGGGACAUCUGCCGCGGCCUGCGCGACAACGCUGUGCGCCUACUCUCCCUACGCGGCUGCCGCCUCUGCGACCGCGACUUCGGCCGCAUCUGCCGGGCCCUGGCCGGGGCCACGUCCCUGGCGCAGCUCAACCUUAACCUGGGCGUCGUGUCCAGCCCCAGUCGCAUCAAGCAGCUGGCGGAGGCGCUGCGGACCAACCGCUCCAUCCAGUCCCUCUUCCUGCAUGGGAGCCCCCUGACAGAUGCUGGGCUGGCCUUGCUGAACCCAGCCCUGGCCCUCCACCCUGCCCUUGUGGCUCUGGACCUGGGGGACUGCAUGCUGGGUGAUGAAGCCAUCAACCUCAUCUGUGGCCUCCUCCCCCCAGAUGGGGCCAAGUCUGGUUUGAAGGAGCUAACGCUGAGUGCCAACCCUGGCAUCACCCCUAAGGGCUGGAGUCGCCUGGCCAUUGCUGUGGCCCACAGCUCACAGGUCCGCGUCCUCAAUUUGGACUACAACCCCCUGGGUGACCACGUGGCCGGGAUGUUGGCUGUAGCUGUGGCUUCCAGUCGAACCUUAGAGGUUCUAGAUUUGGAGAGCACAGGGCUCACCAACCAGUCAGCUCAGACCCUGCUGGACAUGGUAGAAAAUUACCCCACAGCCUUGCGGAGCUUGGUGUUGGCUGAGAACAGCAUUAGCCCAGAGCUGCAGCAACAGAUCUGUGACCUCCUUUCUGAGGGGGAGGAGGAGGAGGAGGUGCCAGGAGGGCCUGGUGACACCCAGAAACAAGAGAGGGGGCGGGAGCCUGCUGCCCACCAGAGGGGAAGCAGCUCCUGGAUGUGCCCUACUGAUCCCAGCUCUCAGAUGGUGCUAAUGACAUCAGGACUAGGGGACAGCCUAUUAGCUGAGACUGAGAUGUGACUCUCCACUUGGGCUUCUGCACAUCAUUACAUUUUCCCCAGGAUCAGGCCCUGGGGCUUGGGAGGGAGGGGUU
Molecule: messenger RNA, 1036 nt
Organism: Phyllostomus hastatus (greater spear-nosed bat)
Lineage: Eukaryota; Metazoa; Chordata; Mammalia; Chiroptera; Phyllostomidae
Gene: LRRC73
Product: leucine rich repeat containing 73
Exons: 6
Coding region: 13-963 (316 amino acids)
Source: RefSeq, a predicted model, not a curated record